Molecule: messenger RNA, 2328 nt
Organism: Puntigrus tetrazona (Sumatra barb)
Lineage: Eukaryota; Metazoa; Chordata; Actinopteri; Cypriniformes; Cyprinidae
Product: pro-neuregulin-3, membrane-bound isoform-like
Exons: 4
Coding region: 1162-2328 (388 amino acids)
Biological process (GO): intracellular signal transduction; animal organ development; nervous system development
Molecular function (GO): chemorepellent activity
Source: RefSeq, a predicted model, not a curated record
CUCCUCUUCUGCUUUCUCUCUGUCGCACAUUCUAUCGCUUGCUCUCUCUCUCUCUCUUGUUUCCGCUCUCUCUCUCUCUCCCUCUGCUUGCUUCUCUCACACUCUGUGUGCCUGUGUUUCUGCCAAGGUCUGAGUCUUUCAGUGUGGGAAUGUAGCAAGCUCAGAGACAGGACUGCCUUUGAAUUCUGGUGCAAUGACGGAUGCAGGGCAGAGGCUCGGAUGUACACUGACAGAGCGAGAGAACUAAGGGCAGGGAUUGGGAAAAGGAUCUGAUGGAUUUAACCCUCGCAGCCGUCUCUGCCUGAUAUCAGAGUACAUCAUUCUCCCCCGCUCCGCUGUUCUCUCCUGUGGGGUGGAUUACCGGCUGCCCGUGUCCACUGAUGCACCGCUGUAGAGACUAGAGGGAAGAUCCAAGCUGCGUAGCCAGAGGCGAAGUGCCGUGUCGGGGGAGAGAGAGAGACGCAGAGCUGUCCCUUGAGUGGAGCUGUGCUUCUGCCACUACCUGAGCUUCUCCACACACACACACACAUAUAUAUACACACACACACUCACACAAACACAUACAGAGGCAGGGCUGCGCCAGCCGCGACGACCGAUGCGUUAAUGCAGCUGUGAGAGAAGAUCUGCAGCAGGGAGCUGCCCUCGCUUAAACACUCACGGAUUUAUAAGGAAAAUUUGACUCCGGGAAGAACACCGACGGAUCCGCAAAACUUAAUUUUUGUUCUAUUUUUCAUCUCUAUCUAUGGAGCAUCUUGGGAAUUACCUUCGGUUCUAAGGAAGCUGAACUAAACAGAGGCUCAUUCCCAAAACCCGCUCUUCUCCCAAACCUAGUCCUCUUUUAUUCCUGAUCGAGUGUGUGUGUGUGUGUGUUUGUUUGUGUAUGUGUGCGUGUGUACGUGACUAUUGGUGUCUUUGAGCUUUAGGGUUUGUUUAUUGUAUUUGUAAGGAAUUACUCUUUAUGUGUUCGUAUAUAAAUAUAUAUAUAUAUUUAUAUAUCGGCUGAUGUCUGCUGUGCUAUUCAUAUGAGUAGUCGGUAUUGCAUGUAUCUGUAUCUGUGGAAGAGUGUUAAAUGAAUAUUAAUGAGAUGCCCAGUUUUGGCUCCCUCCCCAGCCCCCUCCACUGCUUGCACUACUUCCUGGCUGGGCCCUGAACCCCAGAAGCAUGAGUGAGAGAACGGCACUAGGGGCCACCAUGGAGACCAUGACCCUGGAGGAGCCCGGGGGUGAACAAGCCUCUCCCCGGGCCCCAGGGCCCCUCCGCUGUGGCCCCUGUGCGGUGUGGCCCCGCCAGCAGACCUGGCUUUGCGUUGUGCCCCUACUGAUGGGCUUUGUGGGCCUAGGCCUCAGCCUGAUGCUUCUUAAAUGGAUUGUGGUGGGCUCAGUGCAGGAUUACGUCCCGACUGACCUGGUGGAUGCCAAUCGCAUCGGACAGGACCCGAUUUUCCUAUCUAAACCCAGUGCCCUGCCGAAGGGUUCCGAUGGCUCCACGUCUACCACUUCCUCCCCACCCUCAGCGGCUCCGGGUUCAGCGACCCGAGCGGCUGAGGGUACAGGUACAGUGCAAAGGACUCGGAUUGGGCAGUCCUCAAACCACACGGCCAGUAGCAGUAGCAGCAGUGGAGGAGGUGGCGGGGCCUUAGGGGGAGGCUCGGGAAACAGAGCUCCACACCUGCAUAACAGAGUGGGGACGCGAUUGACCAACACCACCACCGCCACCCGAGCCACCAAUCCUGCCCCACCAGGAGGAAAGGAGGUGACCCCACGCAGCACCACUGUUCGAAAACCCAAUGGGGAUGGUGGGAGCCGAAAUGCAUCCCCUUCUGCACGGGCUGGGCCACCGAGUACGACCACCACGAGCACGACGACCACUACGAUUAUGACGAGCACAAGCACCACGCAAGCGGCCCAAACGACCUCCACCCUCGCGUCGCCUUCCAAACCUGGUCAACGCUGGAACCAUGGCCGCUCCUCCAAGGGCCCUUCAACCAAGCCUACUCGGCCACACCAACGCUUCAGGACACUUGGUCUCUAUGUCCUAUCUAUGUUCGGGGUUGAUUUGGCUCAGGGGCCAAGCCUCAUUACUUCCUGUUCGGAAGCAGCGUGGUUGGCGGAUUUUGUCAGCAUGCACUCGAGUGGAGUACGCAGCAACCCCUGUGGCUCCGGAGAAAGGUGUACCAUAAAAUCAUACACAGGGAUUAAAGACAGAAAUCCAUUUAGCGCCGUCUCAUGGGAGGUCAGCGAGGCUUUCGCCUGGGCCAAGAGGAGCGUAGUUCCAGCUGCUGCUGCCACGCUGCUCUCCCCAGAUACCAGCAACAGGGUAGCCACGUGA